Suillus bovinus is the source of this 1596-nucleotide messenger RNA. RefSeq names its product general substrate transporter. Gene Ontology annotation, molecular function: carbohydrate:proton symporter activity. Bases 1 to 1596 code for a protein of 531 amino acids. Lineage: Eukaryota; Fungi; Basidiomycota; Agaricomycetes; Boletales; Suillaceae. The transcript is spliced from 13 exons. The record is from RefSeq and is a predicted model, not a curated record. Gene Ontology annotation, cellular component: membrane. Gene Ontology annotation, biological process: transmembrane transport; carbohydrate transport.
AUGACUACGCCAGGCCGACUUCCAGUCUCAAGCACCUUCGAAGGGGAAGAGAGGAAGCACUACGAAGAGACUAAUCUUGAUGCCGAAGUUGCUUCGUAUGCCCCUCGCCUCCGUGGGCGUAAAUUAACCGUUUCUAUCGCAUUUGUUGCUGGCACUGGAUUUACGUUGUUUGGCUAUGACCAAGGAGUUAUGUCUGCGUUGCUGACCGCUGGACAGUUUGAGAAAGUCUUCCCCCAGGUUGUAGUAGAUAGCAGUCAUCCUAACCACGCUACUCUGCAAAGCUUUGUUGUCGCUAUAUAUGAAAUCGGAUGCCUCAUGGGGGCUUUAUCUAAUCUUUGGGUAGGAGAUCGAUUAGGAAGACGCCAAACAAUUGCAUUGGGUGGAUGUAUCAUGAUUAUUGGUGCUAUUCUUCAAACGACCAGCUACAGCUAUGCUCAAUUAGUGGUUGCUCGGAUAGUCACCGGCAUUGGAAAUGGCUUGAAUACCUCUACAGUUCCUAGCUAUCACGCAGAGCUCUCGUCUGCCGCAAAACGUGGCGCGUUGAUAUUUAUUGAAGGGUCCCUCAUUACCUUUGGUGUCAUGAUCUCUUUUUGGGCGAAUGGAUCUUCUGCUCAGUGGAGAGUUCCUAUUGCGUUCCAGAUAGUUUUAGCUCUGGUCAUGGUAUUUGGAAUCGGUUUCCUUCCUGAAUCACCAAGAUGGCUUGUGAAGCAAAACCGAACCGCAGAGGCAAUAGCAGUGAUAUCGGCGCUCGAGAAUAAAGCCCCAGACGAUGCUGAAGUUCAACGCACGUAUCAUGCCAUCUGGGAAGCAGUUGCUAUCGAGGACUUUGGGAUCUCCAGCGGCCUUGGAGGCAAACCGAACAUCGAGCGCUCGCCUUUGAGAAAACUUCUCGUUGGCGGUCGGAGCCAACAUUUCAGGAGAGCUUGUCUAGGAACGAUCCUAUUUCAACGCCUUGGUCUGUCGGAUGUUACCUCACGUCUCAUCGCGGCUGCAAAUGGAACAGAGUAUUUCCUUGCCUCUCUCAUAGCUAUCUUCAUCAUAGACCGUAUCGGGCGACGAAAACUCAUGCUUUUUGGCGCUGUGGGCCAGUGCAUCACUAUGAUAUUACUUGCCGUUCUCGGCAGUAUACAAGGCACGGGAGCACAAGUAGUCAGUGCUGUACUACUUUUUGUGUUUAACUCGUUCUUUGCUAUCGGCUGGUUGGGCAUGACGUGGCUAUACCCUGCCGAAAUCGUCGGGUUGGAAAUUCGGGCACCUGCCAAUGCCCUGAGCACAUCUUCGAAUUGGAUAUUCAAUUUCGUGGUCGUGAUGGUCACUGGUCCAUCGUUCAACAAUAUAUCAUGGGGCACUUACAUCGUAUUCGCUGCGCUGAACGCUUUUAUCAUUCCAGUAGUCUAUUUCUUCUUCCCAGAGACUGCAGGUCGUUCGUUGGAAGAUAUGGAUGUCAUCUUUGCAUUGGCGUACAAUGAAGGCGUCUCGCCGGUCAAAGUCUCUCUGCGAAAAGACAUCUCUCUUGCAGGGUCACCAGAGGCUGAUAGAAUCUUAGGCAUAGGAACAAUAGACCGGAAAGUCGAUACUUUGAGAGUGACCAUGUGA